AUGCGGUUCGAGAACUGGGACGUUCUCCUUUUUCCCGAAGGGUCAAAGGUGCCCAUUCAAGAGUUCAAGACACAAUGCUUCGUGACCAGGGAUACUGAAUCUCCCUAUAUGCACAUUGAACCUUUAAUCCAUCCACAGGCACAUUACGCACAGGGAGCAGUUGGCUACACCCCCAUCCUGACGACUUUUAUCCCGAGCAUGCCUCGCAACAGCCCAUUUAGGGUAUCUGUUCAUAGCUGGCAAAAACCGAUUCCUACAAAGAUGAUGGAGAGUCUGAUGCAUCCAGAGGACUCUGUCGUGUUUGAGAUUCGAGCUUUUAUUGAUGGAGACUUUGUUGCCGGAAGUCUUGCCUACCAGAGGACUAGUUGGCCUCUAGUCAUCGUGAUUCGCGUACAAGAUUUUGACAAAAAUGGUGACCCGGACACCUUACGCUUUCCCGCGUUCCAUGAAGAGAUGUUACAACAGUCUCACUGGGAAGCUGGGGAAGAGUUUGGCCGCAUCAAAAUUGUCAUCGCAGAAGGCUAUUCUCGGCCAAAUCGAAAUCCACCCUUCGAGAGAGUUAGGGAUCUCAUCUUCCUUUCCUUUCAACAUGCUCCAUUGAAUAUUUUAGAAUAUUCGAACUUAGCCUGGCCAAACCCGGGAAUGUGGCAACCAGCCUCACGUCCCAGCCUGAGGUACAAUUUGGGUGUGGACUAUGGUAACAGUAGAGAAGAUGACGAUGCUCAUUCCCAUUCUCCAACCCGCCCAGAACCCCGUGGAAUCGGCAUCCCAGACACUAGCCGCUCUUUGCAACAUCCUGUGUGGCAUCAGCGUCUUUACCCUACCUCGCAGAUGCAGUGGCCGCGGAGCACUUUUCCUGAAAGGGAGUCCAGAUGGCCUUUGCAACCUGUAAUCCACGAUCCAUUCGUUGACCCCUUCAGGGCUCCAGGAUUCAGUAGACACGCCCGUUCAAGUUUGGACGAUGUGCCCAUGCCAGACUACGUUGGAUCAAGCACAAAUAGCAGUCGAGCAAUAUCUGGUAUGACAGGCAUUAGUUUUGGACAGCAAAAUAAGCAAUCUGCUGCUGUUGCAUCGAUCAACGAUGAGCAGUAUAACAAAUUGAUCGAAGCCCUCAGCCCCAGUAAGCUAACAAGCGGCACUAACGCACCCACCAAUACUCCAGCUUCCGUUCCUCCCGUAGCCUCCAAGCACUCUGUAGCGCCAGAGACUCGAGCUAUGUCACAUUCCAGACACCCAAGUCGCCCUGGAGCUCUAAAGGAACUGCCACAGCCAGGAGUGCGAGCUGUCUCGGGUUCAAGCGCCCGAUCGGAUAGCGAUGAAGAUUUCGGAAGCGAAAAUGCACCUCUUCCAAUCAGCCUUCUCAGCCCAAGCCCACGAACGAAAGGGCAAAAGGAAGGGACUGGGAGUGAUGCAGACUCUCCACUUCAUAGCUCUGGCAAGAAAAACGCGAAUAGUGUGAAAGUGUUCAGAAGAUCGAAAAACAGUCUUACGGCAUCCACCGAGUCCAAACGUAAAAGGUCCGGUACAUCAGACCACCUAGAAAUUCCAGAAGACAAUGACCAUAGAAGUCCUUCACCGGUAAAGAAAACAUCUCGCAGUGGCACAGAAGAAGCCAUUCCCAAAGGUACCUCUGAAGAAAUGGUUGAGCCAAAGACAAAGCUCAUUACCCCAGGAAAAGAAGUGGAAGGAACAGCAUAA
Paracoccidioides brasiliensis Pb18 is the source of this 1698-nucleotide messenger RNA. RefSeq lists its product as uncharacterized. The record is from RefSeq and is a predicted model, not a curated record. The coding region runs from base 1 to 1698 and encodes 565 amino acids. The transcript has 5 exons.